Molecule: messenger RNA, 540 nt
Organism: Pseudopodoces humilis (Tibetan ground-tit)
Lineage: Eukaryota; Metazoa; Chordata; Aves; Passeriformes; Paridae
Gene: SNTN
Product: sentan, cilia apical structure protein
Molecular function (GO): transition metal ion binding; calcium ion binding; calcium-dependent protein binding
Source: RefSeq, a predicted model, not a curated record
AUGGCUACAAGCAGACUGCUUCCACGGGGCAGAGCUUCAAUCCACCUGCUUGCUAUUCUCCCGUUGCUUGGAGAUCACAAACAGCCAGGCCUUGAGAUGUGUGGCUGCAGAGCAAGUGUUCCAAGUAUGAAGCAGUACUCGGUCAGUCAGCCAGCUCCUGCUUCCACCAAAAAAGACCCUCCAGCUGCUGAAGGCGUGCCCAAGGGCAUACCCAUAGCCAAGCAGCUGGCAUCAGUAAAAGCUCUAAGAAAAGGCUCAGACCUUGAAAAGGCUUUUGCUACAGCAGCUAUGGUGUAUAACAACUAUGCUGACCCCGAGAACAAGCUCAGCAAAGCUGAAACCAAGAGCUUACUGCAGUCCCAGUUUUGGCAUUUCAUACAGGGCCAAGAAAACAAACCAAAAUACCAGGAAAUAAUUUCUUCCUUGGAUGAGGAGUCGGAGAACAAAAUCAAUUUUGAAGAUUUCAUGAUAUUGUUAGUCAGUCUCACUCUAAUGUCUGACCUGCUGCAGGAGAUCAAAAAUGUGAAAACCACAAAAUGA